UGUCUAACCGUCCAUUUUCCAACUUGAAUUACAUCAGGCUGAUCCCGCAAUUAUUUGAUUUGUGUGCACUGUGAUAAACGGAUUUAACUAACAAAGGAAAUACCUGUUUUACCUCUUGUUCCCAAGUAUUCAAGAUGGUGUGGCUGUACGUUGUAGCUGCGGUGGUGGUUUUUCUUCUCCUGAAGGAGCUGAUGAGACUUCCAACUGUCGGCAAAUAUGGGGAGCGUUACGUCUUCAUCACCGGCUGCGACACCGGCUUUGGGAACCUACUGGCCAAACGACUGGACUCCCUCGGCUUCAACGUGUUUGCAGCGUGUUUCUCUGAAAGAGGAGCAGAUGAACUGAGGAAAGUGUCGUCUGCCCGACUGAAGACGUUGUCGUUGGAUGUGACUAAACCCGACAGUAUUGUGAAGGCGCGUGCAACAGUAGAAAAACAACUUCCGUCAAAUAAAGGGCUGUGGGCAGUCGUCAACAAUGCUGGUAUAACCGGGGCACUUGGCCUGUCGGAAUGGAUGACAAGGCAAGAUUAUGAACGGUGUAACUCGAUCAAUCUAUACGGCGUGAUUGACGUUACAAGAAUAUUUCUGCCACUUGUACGCAAAGGUCAAGGACGCAUAGUCAAUGUCUCUAGCGUGAUCGGAAGGAUUGCAGCAGCGUUUGCACCGUAUGUUGUCUCCAAAUAUGGCGUCGAAGGAUUUACAGAUUGUCUCAGACGAGAGGUUUUAAAGCAGGGUGUGACCGUCCAUUUACUGGAGCCUGGCUACUUCAGAACAAACAUGUUAAACACCGAUGCUAUGAAGACAUCCUUUGAGAACAGUUUUAAGCAGACGGAUCCGGAUGUCCAACGAUAUUACGGAAAAGAAUUCGUUCGGAAAGUGCUUCCGGUUUUUGACAAAGUCGCAUGUGACGUAGCGUCCCCCAAGACGCACCUGGUUGUGGACGCCUACACACACGCCAUCACCGCCAUAUUCCCCCGCACUCGCUACCUGGUGGGAAACGACUGCAAAUACUACUUUAGAUUGCUGUGGAAUCUGCCUGAGUGGAUCUCUGACCGGAUACUCUCUGCUAACUAUGAAGUGCCAGAAGGAGCUCUCUCUCGACGUUAAGAUUAAGACAGCUACCAUCCAACAAUGGUGUAUCCCUUCUUACGUCCAUCAGUCUAUUUAAACUCAGCAACCGGCGCACCAUCUCUGGUGGUGCUGGAGACCUAUAUUGGAUUGCGACAUCUGUUGGGAUCAAAUCUUGGGUGUGUUGUACAACAACCUGACCAGUGUUGGAUUGUUCUUGAGUUCAUGGUAAAGAAGAGAAUCUGAUCUAAUGUCCUCAUCAGAUGUUACUUCCUUGAGUAAAUAUAUUUAUCUGUAUUGACAUCAAGAAAUAUCAGACGCACAUUUGUUCAGCUCCGACUAGGUCUUUUAGAUUUAAGUAUUAUUGAAGAUAGAAGAUUGUCUGUAGAAAGAAAUAUGAGAAUUUGUCCAUUAUGCACUUCAUCUAUUGAAGAUGAAAUUCAUUUUAUAUUUGUAUGUCCAUAUUAUGAUGAUCUUAGAAGAAAAUAUAUUUCAAGUAAUUAUCUAUCAAAAUAUCCAACAAUAGCCUUUGUCUCGAUUCUCACUUCCAGAAAUGAAACUGUUACCCGUAACCUUUCACUGUUUGUAAAGCAUGCUGUUGUCUUGAGAAAUGAUAGGUUAUCCAAGUAAUUUCAUUGUAUUAUGUAUUAUAGUUAUGUAUAUGUAUGUAACUCCUUGCAUAUGGGCCGGAAGACUUGUAUACAAUAAACUUGACUUGACUUGA
Haliotis rubra (blacklip abalone) is the source of this 1791-nucleotide messenger RNA. RefSeq names its product retinol dehydrogenase 7-like. Lineage: Eukaryota; Metazoa; Mollusca; Gastropoda; Lepetellida; Haliotidae. The coding region runs from base 135 to 1106 and encodes 323 amino acids. The record is from RefSeq and is a predicted model, not a curated record. Gene Ontology annotation, molecular function: oxidoreductase activity. The transcript is spliced from 6 exons.